AUGGAUUACGACACACUCAAAGAACAAUGGAGCGAGGUAGAAGACCGCGAUGGGGUGAGGCUUAGCUGGAACGUCCUCCCAAGCACACGCAUGGAGGCAUCUAGACUCGUGGUACCCAUUGGAGCUCUCUAUACACCACUCAAGGAAAAACCAGAGACGCCUUUGCUGCAUUUUGAGCCUGUCACUUGCAAGCAGCCUUGCCGCUCCGUUUUGAAUCCGUUCUGCUCUGUCGAUGUUCGAGCUCGACUAUGGAUCUGCCCGUUCUGCCUGUCGCGCAACCCCCUCCCACCUCACUAUAAGGACAUUACACAGAACGCGAUACCUCCCGAGCUCCAUCCCUCGAACACCACGAUCGAGUACAGGCUCUCACGCCCUGCCCCGAGCCCUCCAAUUUUUCUCUAUGUUGUUGACACAUGUCAAGAAGACGACAGUCUCUCUGCCCUGAAGGAGUCACUUGUUAUGAGUCUAGCAGAGCUGCCUCAGAAUGCGCUGGUUGGCUUGAUUACCUAUGGCACUAUGGCCCAAGUCCAUGAGAUCGGCUACAAUGAAUGUGCCAAAUCGUAUGUUUUCCGAGGGAGCAAAGAUUAUACAGCAAAACAAGUCCAGGAGAUGCUCGGUUUGCUGUCGCCUGCGGCCAGACCUGGCAUGCCACAGCAGCCUGGCCGCCCAACUCCUAGCGGGCCCGCCUCCAGGUUUCUGCUACCUGUCUCGCAGUGCGAGUUUCAGCUCACGAAAGCCCUCGAGCAGCUACAGAAGGAUCCAUGGCCGGUUGCGAAUGACCGUCGAAGCCUGAGGUGCAGUGGAGUAGCGCUCAGCGUGGCUGUAGGGCUUCUCGAGUCAUCUUUCCAAAAUGCUGGCGGUCGCAUCAUGCUAUUCGCUGGCGGUCCAGCGACGGAGGGACCCGGUAUGGUAGUUGGACCCGAACUGAGGGAGCCUAUUAGAUCUCACCACGACAUUGAUCGAGACAACAUCAAGUACUACAAAAAGGCGCUCAAGUUCUACGAUACACUAGCGAAGCGGACCGCACACAACGGCCAUAUCAUCGACAUAUUUGCCGGAUGUCUGGAUCAGGUCGGCUUGCUUGAGAUGAAGGGUCUUUGCAAUUCCACGGGAGGUCAUAUGAUUCUAACCGACAGCUUUACUUCGUCCAUGUUCAAGCAGUCCUUCAACCGGGUGUUCGAAAAAGACGGCGACGAUAACCUGGUCAUGGGCUUCAACGGCGUCCUGGAGGUUCUCACCACCAAGGAACUCAAGGUCACUGGCCUGAUUGGCCAUGCAGUAUCACUGAACAAGAAGUCGACAUCUGUCGGUGAGACUGAGUGUGGCAUUGGCAACACGUGCUCCUGGAAAAUGUGCGGAAUUGAUCCUAGUGCGAGUUACGGUGUCUAUUUCGAAAUCGCAAGCCAGGGGGGACCAACGCAACACCAGCAAGCGCCGCAAAAGGCCAUGAUUCAGUUCCUCACGUACUACCAGCAUGCGUCCGGUCAGUUCCAUCUUCGGGUAACGACCAUCGCUCGGAACCUCAGUGGCCCCGCUGGAGACCCAGCAAUUGCGCAGUCGUUCGAUCAAGAAGCUGCGGCGGUUCUCAUGUCCCGAAUUGCCGUGUUCAAAUCUGAAGUUGACGAUGGCCCGGAUGUGCUUCGGUGGGUCGACAGAAUGCUCAUCAGGCUUUGUUCACGCUUUGCCGAUUAUCGUAAGGACGACCCUUCUUCAUUCCGCCUGGAAAAGAACUUCACAUUAUACCCUCAGUUCAUGUUCCAUCUGAGAAGGAGUCAAUUCCUGCAGGUCUUCAACAACUCUCCUGACGAGACCGCAUUUUACCGCCACGUCCUCAACCACGAGGAUGUCAGCAACUCACUGGUUAUGAUUCAGCCCACCCUGGACUCUUACACCUUUGACCAAGACGGGGGCCAGCCUGUGCUUUUAGACUCAACAUCCAUCCAGGCAACCCACAUCCUUUUGCUGGAUACUUUCUUCCACAUCCUCAUCUUCCACGGCGAGACAGUCGCCGAAUGGCGUAAGGCAGGCUAUCAGGAUCAGGAAGGGUACGAGAACUUUGCAGGGUUACUGGAGCAGCCAAAGGAGGACGCCAGGGACAGAUUCCCAUUGCCGCGCUUCAUCGUUUGUGACGCUGGCGGCUCCCAGGCGCGAUUCCUGCUGUCCAAGCUCAACCCUUCGACAACACAUACGUCUGGAGCCUACGGUGGUGUUGGUGCCCAGACUGCCCAAACCAUUUUCACCGACGAUGUUUCUCUGCAAACAUUCAUGGAUCACCUAAUGAAACUUGCUGUCAGCGGCACUAAUUAG
This is a messenger RNA of Verticillium dahliae VdLs.17, 2307 nucleotides long. Its product is annotated as transport protein SEC23. The transcript has 7 exons. The record is from RefSeq and is a predicted model, not a curated record. Lineage: Eukaryota; Fungi; Ascomycota; Sordariomycetes; Glomerellales; Plectosphaerellaceae. Gene Ontology annotation, cellular component: endoplasmic reticulum exit site; COPII vesicle coat. Bases 1 to 2307 code for a protein of 768 amino acids. Gene Ontology annotation, molecular function: zinc ion binding; GTPase activator activity. Gene Ontology annotation, biological process: COPII-coated vesicle budding; endoplasmic reticulum to Golgi vesicle-mediated transport; COPII-coated vesicle cargo loading.